ACACUUAGGAUUUUAUUUUGAUAUAAUAAGAAGUAAACAAGCUUUCCCGACAUACUGAUGCUAACCGUACUCAUCUCGAACACACUAUCCUACGUGUGUAGUCCCAUUCUCUGGACAACACUACCAUUUUUCUAGGGAGCACUCAGUAGUACCCAUCAACUCUCAAUUUUCACGUUACAUAUGAAGAUCUGAAAAGGGUUACAAAGCUUUCAAUUUGAGUUCAACUGCUCAUACACUUUGGAUUUUGGCCUUUUUCUCUUUUUUCUCAGACAAGAAAAAAUGAUGGAGGUUGUGAUUGUUGCGGUUGCUGCAACACUUGGGAAUCUUCUGAUGGGUUGGGAUAGUUCAACCAUUGCAGCGGGUAUGACCUACAUCAAGGAGGAAUUCGACUUGGAUGCGACACUUGAAGGGCUAAUAGUGUCCAUGUCGUUUAUAACCGGUACUGUUGUGACAAUAUUCUCUGGAACAGUGUGUGAUUUGGUUGGAAGACGCCCUAUGCUGAUAACAUCUUCUGUCAUGUUUUUCCUUAGCGGUCUGAUAAUGUUGUGGACUCCUAAUGUUAUUGUUGUUCUGCUAGCGAGGAUAGUGGAUGGGGUUGCCAUUGCUCUUGCCGUUACUCUUACCCCUCUCUACAUAUCUGAGGUAGCACCGGCUGAUAUCAGAGGCCAAUUGAACACUCUUACUCAGUUUGCUUGUUCUGGUGGAAUGUUCUUGGCAUACAUCAUGGUGUUCUCAAUGUCCUUGGCGGAUUCACCCAGUUGGAGACUCAUGCUUGGAGUCAUUUCUAUUCCUGCUGUUGCUUACUUUUUGCUGGCUGUGUUUUACCUUCCUGAGUCUCCUAGGUGGCUUGUCAGCAAAGGCCGGCUACAUGAGGCUGAAAAGGUUCUGAAAAGGCUUCGCGGUGCUGAAGAUGUUUCAGGGGAAUUGGCGUUGCUGGCGGAGGGUCUCAGUCCUGGGGGUGAAGCCACUUCCAUAGAAGAGUAUAUGGUUGCCCCAGCUAAUGAGAUUCUUGUUAACCAGGAAGCAGCAAAAGAUUAUAUCAAGUUAUAUGGUCCUAAUGAGGGAGUUGCAAUGGUUGCUCAGCCAGUGAAUGGACAAGGUAGCUUUGCAUCGCGUAGUAUGUUGUCUCAGCAAGGAAGCUUUGGAACUCUGACUGGUGGUGGUCUUAAGGAUCCUAUUGUGAAUCUCUUUGGAAGUUUGCAUGAGAAUACUCUCCCUGAGAGUGGAGGUUCACGCAGUAUGCUAAUUCAUAAUGCCAACAGUAUCUUUGAUACCAGUGACAACUUGCAUGAGUCCAGUCCCUUUGGUACCAGUGACAACUUGCAUGCUCCACUGAUGUCAUUCCAAGGGGGUGCUGGGGAGAAGGACAGGGCUUAUGGAUCUAAGGACAUGUUAGGCAUGAGGAGCACUAGCAGCCUGAGAAGUAAUAGUAGUUUCUUUCAUGGGACUGCUGUUGAAACACCCAAAAAUACAAACAUUGGUGGAGGUUGGCAGUUGGUGUAUAAAUCAGCUGAUGGUGCUGUGGGUGGGAAAAGAGAAGGACUCCAAAGGGUUUAUUUGCACGCAGAUCCUGCUGCUGUGUCUCACUCUCAACAUGUUUCAUUUGUUUCAACUUCCGGCUAUGACAUACCGAUAGAUGGUGGCGAAGCUUUCCAAGCAGCUGCUCUUGUCAGCCAAUCAGUUAUAGGUACUCAUGAUUUGUUGCAUUUGCCAGAAGUUGCAGCAAAGGGCCCAAAAUGGAGAGGUCUGCUAGAACCAGGAGUCAAGCGUGCAUUAAUUGUUGGAAUAGGACUUCAAAUUCUUCAACAGGCUGCUGGCAUAAAUGGGUUUCUCUACUAUGCUCCCCAGAUUCUUGAGCAGGCAGGAGUAGGGGCUCUUUUAUCAAACUUGGGCCUUAGUUCAGCCUCUUCUUCUUUUCUUGUAAAUAUUGUUACAACCUUCUGCAUGCUUCCUUGUAUAGGUCUUGCCAUAAGACUCAUGGAUAUUUCUGGCAGGAGGUCAAUCAUGCUGUACACAAUACCCAUUUUGAUAGUUUGUCUCCUGGUACUAGUUAUCAAGCAGUUCUUUGAGAUCGAUUCUGUCCUCGAUGCAGCGAUCAGUGCUGUUAGUGUUGUGGUUUAUGAAAGUGUGUUCUGCAUGGGGUUGGGCGUUAUUCCGAACAUCAUAUGUGCUGAAAUCUUCCCAACAAAUGUUCGCGGAAUCUGCAUUUCUUUGACUUCUCUUACAUAUUGGGGUUGCACCUUGAUUGUCACUUUGAUCUUCCCCUACUUGCUCCAGCUUCUUGGUCUCGCCGGUGUCUUUAUAUUAUUUGUUGUUGGCUGCAUCAUUUCAUGGAUCUUUGUCUACUUGAAAGUUCCUGAAACAAAAGGCAUGCCUUUAGAAGUUAUUAUUGAGUUUUUUGCUAUUGGUGCAAAGCCUGGCACUGAUCCUUCCACACUGGGAAUCAAAGUUUGAUGCCUCGGUGAAUGGUGAUAUCAUCAUCACCAUAAGAAGUAGCAGCAUAGAUCAUCAAUAAGCAUAUAAGUUCAGUUGGUUUGAUUCCUCCUAAAUUGAGUUGAGAAGAUUUGGUUGAAGAUUGAAACUAUUUGGCUCUAGCGACUUCCCUUUUGGUGCUUUUGGGAGAAAAUGAGUAUAAUAGUCAUUUAUUUAUAAUAUUAUGAUUCAUAUUUAGAGUAUUCCUUGUAUUCUUUUAUCUUUUCAUUCCUUAGCAUUUGCUAUUUGGUUUUUCGCCUUGCUUUGCAUAGGGGGAUGAUGUGCUCUAGUGAAUUUUGAGGUAUGAAAAGGUUAUCACUACGCUGGUUGUGUUCUUCUAUAAUGAUGUCUAGCUAGUAAUAUUAAAGUAUCUGUGUUCAUCUAAACUUAUGAUUUUAUAUAGGUGACAACUUUAAUGUUAUGCAA
Molecule: messenger RNA, 2898 nt
Organism: Cajanus cajan (pigeon pea)
Lineage: Eukaryota; Viridiplantae; Streptophyta; Magnoliopsida; Fabales; Fabaceae
Product: monosaccharide-sensing protein 2
Biological process (GO): transmembrane transport
Cellular component (GO): membrane
Molecular function (GO): transmembrane transporter activity
Source: RefSeq, a predicted model, not a curated record